CAGAACAUAAUGACUAUCCGGCAAAAGAAAUAGACACUAUUUCUUUUAAUAUUUUGAAUAAUCGAUUCGACAAUAUUUUUUUUUAUCGUGUUAUAUGAGUGGAUAUUUAUUUUUCAAAUAUUAUUAUACUUAAAGAGUGACAACAAUUAAAAGUGGUAACAUUAAACAAUUUCAGACUUUAUAUGUUACAGAAAUGUCCACCACCAUAAAAGCACACCUUCUCUUAAACGUGUCGCCGGAUUUUGAACCCCUCCACUCUCGUUCCAGCAUCAGUUGUAUAUAAGUAGCUAGCCGACUUCUACGACCACGCACACGCAUCACGGCCGAAUCUCGAACUGCUACAUUGGCGUAAUAACGAGAAACCGUUCACGGUAUACCUGUUCACUGUUCAUAAUCAGGUCGUAAAACGGUAAUUAUGACUAUCGCCGUCCAUUGGUUUAGAAACGGCUUAAGGUUGCAUGACAACCCAGCCUUGAUUGAAGCUCAAAACAAUGCCGAUAAUCUUAUUACACUGUUCAUUUUUGAUGAAACAACAUUCAAUACAAAAUGGUAUGGGUACAAUCGGUUGCGUUUUCUUCUGGAAAGUUUAAAAGACCUGAAUAAUAAUUUAACUUUAGUUGGAGGACAUUUGUAUAUACUUCAAGGAUCUCCUGUCAAAAUAUUUAAAAUGAUAAAAGAAAAGAUUGGGCUGGAUUUUAUUACUUUUGAACAGGACUGUGACCAUAUUGGUAAAAAUCGUGAUGAUAAGGUGAAGAUGUUUUGCAAUGAAAAUGAAAUAAAAUACAUUGAGAAAGUUUCUCAUACACUGUGGAAUCCAAAAUUAGUAAUCGAAAAAAACGGUGGAAUAGCUCCAUUCACUUAUAAACAGUUCCAAAAUACAGUGAAUAAAAUUGGUCAACCUCCAAAGCCGGUUGGUAAUAUUGAUUGGUUGAGUACAAUUUUUGAAGAACUUCCAACUUCUAUUCUAGAUGAAUUUAAGGUGUUAAAUAAUCCAACUCCGGAAAGCUUUGGACUUUAUCCAGAAUUUCCAGAAAAUCUAAUAUCUUCACAUCGUUGGUAUGGUGGUGAGACCAGAGCUCUAGAGCAAUUGAAUGAACGACUUGAAUAUGAAAAAGAAGCAUUCGUUAAUGGGUUUUAUUUGCCUAAUCAAGUAAAUCCUGAUCUUUUAAGCCCAUCGUCCAGCCUAAGCGCUGCCUUACGAUAUGGAUGCUUAUCCAUAAGAAAGUUUUACUGGGAACUUUCAAAACUUUUUAUCAAACAAUUCGAAGGAGAUUUAUUACCUCAGUACAGUGUUACCAGUCAACUGAUUUGGAGAGAUUAUUUUUACACUAUGUCUAUUGAAAACAAAAACUUUGGCCAGAUGGAGGAUAAUCCAGCGUGCAUUUCAAUACCUUGGAAUGAUAUUAAAAUUCCGGAAAAUAAAAAGAUGUUAGAAUGUUGGAAAACCGGCAAAACUGGAUAUCCUUUCAUUGACGCUGGGAUGAGACAAUUGAUGCAGGAAGGGUGGGUUCAUCACGUAGUGCGAAAUUCAUUAGCUUGUUUUUUGACAAGAGGCGAUCUCUGGAUUAGCUGGGUUGAAGGGUUGAAUCAUUUUAUGAAGUAUUUGUUAGAUGCUGAUUUUUCUGUGUGCUCCGGUAAUUGGAUUUGGGUAUCGAGCUCUACAUUUGAACAACUGUUGGACUGUCCUUUAUGCGUUUGUCCUGUUAAUUACGGUUUAAGGCUCGAUCCAUCUGGAGAAUACAUUAAACGAUAUAUUCCUGAAUUAAAAAAUAUGCCCAUUGAAUUUCUAUACGAACCGUGGAAAUGUCCUGAAUCAGUUCAAAAACAGGUAGGAUGCAUUAUUGGCAAAGACUAUCCUAAUUGCAUUGUCAACCAUACAAAAGUUUCACGAGGAAACAGAAAGAAAAUGCUGGCAUUACGUGCUUCGAUGACAAAUGAGCACAUGGUACCUCAUUGUUGUCCUUCAGAUCGCGAAGAAGCUCAAAAAUUUAUGUUCCUUCCUGAUGAAUGCAUGCAACAAUUGCUUCCUUUGGACAACGACGAUAGCGAAAUAAUUUACACAUUAAAAGUGUGUAUAAUGUAGAGUUAUCAGAAACGUUGUUCUAUACCUAUAUUCCUAUACAAGUAUAUACGGAAAUAUUAUCUUAUAUUGUUAAAUUAAAUUAUUAUUUAUUUAUUUUUUUUUUUUACGAUAUAUAUUCAAUAUUGAAAUAUGUAUUUAUCAUUAAGUUAAUCUUAAAAAAAAACACUAUUUAAACUUUAAUAAUCAUUAUUACCUGCUCCUACUCUGUCAAUUUUAGAAUAUCACUUAGUUUUAUUUUACAUUUAAAUACUUAUAGCCAAAUCUACUUAUUU
This is a messenger RNA of Aphis gossypii (cotton aphid), 2355 nucleotides long. RefSeq names its product cryptochrome-1 (gene cry). Gene Ontology annotation, cellular component: nucleus; cytoplasm. Lineage: Eukaryota; Metazoa; Arthropoda; Insecta; Hemiptera; Aphididae. Gene Ontology annotation, biological process: entrainment of circadian clock by photoperiod; circadian regulation of gene expression. The transcript has 12 exons. The coding region runs from base 416 to 2083 and encodes 555 amino acids. The record is from RefSeq and is a predicted model, not a curated record. Gene Ontology annotation, molecular function: FAD binding; DNA binding.